Messenger RNA from Cryptomeria japonica (Japanese cedar), 2184 nucleotides. Its product is annotated as probable glycosyltransferase At5g03795. Gene Ontology annotation, molecular function: glycosyltransferase activity. Lineage: Eukaryota; Viridiplantae; Streptophyta; Pinopsida; Cupressales; Cupressaceae. Bases 493 to 1788 code for a protein of 431 amino acids. The record is from RefSeq and is a predicted model, not a curated record. The transcript has 3 exons.
ACAUACAUUUGAUGAAUACCGUAUUUCAGUUGGGGAACAUACAUUUUCUGAAAAUUUACUGCAAAUUCAUUCACACAGUCUAAAUUCAGUACUCCUUAGAUAUCAAAAUAUUGGAUCUGAAAGAUAUUUUACAAACCCAAGCGCUUUAUCCAAAUAGUAAUACAAUUUAAAAAGCGGAAGAUAUUAAAGAUGCACAAAUUGUACAGUCAGUGUACUUGUAUUCCAAGUUCUUUGGAUUGAAUCUGCACCUCUUACGUUUGGAAAAUUUGAUCUGCGUACUUUGAGUAGUUGGAAAAGAAACUGAAGUGUCGUAUAUUCAAAUGAAUUCUGAAGAAAUUCGGGCCCACUGUAUCCCGGUUCCCGAAAUCGUGUUUGCUUUAACAUUGCCUGCAAAUGAUAGGAAGUCCUAAAUAGGUAGAUGGAGAUUAAUAAGGCCUGAUACGAACUAUGUAAACUGUUUGCCAGAUCUUCUCUCAGACAGGAAAAGCUUUCAUGGCUUUGAAAACUCAUUCUAGACGCUAUGUAUGGUCUGGGCAUUGUGUAGUUGUGUCUCUAGUAUUGACGUGCUCUUGUUUUAUACUUACCUGGAUAGUUCUAACCUCGACAAAGAACAGAAGUAAUGGAGGCACUUUGACAGUUCACAAGUUAAUAGUAAGGAAAACUUUGGCACCUAGUUGCAGGCAGACAAAGUCAAAGACUCAUCUGAACUUGGAGAAGAGAAGUCGACACGACGAGGAGAAUGAGGCAGACAAUGAACAUGUAUUCCAUAACCAAGCAAUCUUUCUUCAAGACUAUAAGGAGAUGAUGAAGAAAUUAAAAAUUUAUGUCUACCCACACAAAGCAGACGACAAUUUUGCAAAUAUUUUUCUACCAGUCAAUUUCAAGCCAAGUGGAAAUUAUGCUAGUGAAAGCUACUUUAAGAAGGCACUAAUGCAAAGUAGCUUUAUCACAAAUGAUCCCACAGAAGCUGAUCUCUUUUUUCUGCCAUUCUCUAUUGCAAGGUUGAGGCAUGAUCCAAGAGUCAAUGUUGGUGGGAUUCAAGAUUUUAUCAUGGCAUAUGUUUUUAACAUCAGUCAAAAGUAUCCAUAUUGGAACAGAACUAAUGGUGCUGACCAUUUCUACGUUGCUUGUCAUUCAGCGGGCAGGACAGCAAUGGAAAAAGCAGAAGAAGUCAAGUUGAAUGCAAUUCAAGUAGUGUGUUCUUCAAGCUACUUCCUUUCAGGUUAUGUAGCACACAAGGAUGUUUCACUACCUCAAAUCUGGCCGAGACAAGGAAAUUUCAAUGGUCCUACCUCUUUGGAAAGAAGUACGUUGGCUUUCUUUGCAGGGGCAGUUAAUUCCCCUGUUCGUGCUAAACUGAUAGAGGCAUGGAAAAAUGAUUCAGAGAUUUCUGUACAUUUUGGAAGGCUCUCUACCCCAUACUCUGAAGCUCUACUGAAAAGCAAAUUUUGCCUUCAUGUCAAAGGAUUUGAAGUGAAUACAGCAAGAAUAGGAGAUGCUCUCUAUUAUGGGUGUGUACCGAUUAUUAUUGCAAAUCAUUAUGAUCUUCCAUUCAAUGAUGUCCUCAACUGGAAAUCAUUUUCUCUUGUUGUUCCAACUCUUGACAUUCCAUUGUUGAAGGAUGUACUUCAUAACAUAAGCAUAAAACAGUAUCAAAACUUAAAGGAGAAUGCACUUAAUGUUAGGAAACAUUUCCAGUGGCACAUGCCUCCUCUAGACUAUGAUGCAUUUAAUAUGGUGAUGUAUGAAUUGUGGUUGAGGUGUCAUGUGUUAAGAAUCCCUCUUUGACAAAAUCUUUGGAAAUGAUCAGUUUGUGUGCAUGGAGACAUCAUUGAAAGGCAAUCCAUUUCUGUUAACCAAUGGCUUGAUUAGCCAACUGCAUGUCUCUUCAUCUUUGAGGCCAAUAAUCAGUUUGAGCAAGUGAACUCAUCAUCCAGGCUGAUAGUAAUUUGAGCAACCGAGUUCACUAGCACAUUAAUAGGUUUUGAAAUUGAGUUGUCUUUUGACUAGUUUAUGGAUCUAUAAUUUCUGGUCUGCUUGAUUCCUAUUGAAUUGUACACGGUACAAACUCCAUCUGCUGUAAUCAAUUUCUAGAUUUGGACAAGAGAGUACAUGCCUUUUGUUUCUAAAGUCAGAAUUAAUGUACAGUAUCUUGACAGUGAAGAAAGGAAGAGCCUUGCUUUC